AUGUCUUCGCCCGACUACGCACACCCCCCUCAUCAGGCUGAAGACCCCGACUUCUCCGACUCCGAUGACGACUUAGACCUCGAGGAGCUUGAUCCCAGCACCGCCCCGUCACAAAACCCUCGAGUCUCCCGAGACUAUACAGGUCGCUCACGGAACUAUGGGCCAGGUAUCGCUCUCCGAAAUUUACGCGUUGGUGUGGGAAACCGGUGGAAACGAAAUGCCUCCGGCCGUACAGACCGAGAAGAUGACACGGAUGCCUUGCUGCAAGACCAGGGUGAGGAUGGUCUGCGGCGGUCACAAACCAGUUCACAUAACUUGACGGAUGAUAAUGCGCCACUUCUUGACCGUCGCGGUUCGAUCCGCUUAUUCAACGACGACGAACCACCCAAGAAGGGUGGCCGGUUCCGCUUACCCAGUCUUCAAGGUCCCAGCUUUCUCCAGGGCGCCGCCAGUCGACUACGCAAAACCGCCGAUGACCCCUCGAAUCAGCCUCCCCGAGAGGUGCUUGUCGGGCAAUACCAAACUACCAAAUAUCCAGCCAAUGUGGUCUCGAACGCGAAAUACACACCCUGGAGUUUCCUACCUCGCACGCUGUACAACGAGUUUUCUUUCUUCUUUAACAUAUAUUUCCUUCUUGUCGCCCUCUCACAAAUUAUUCCGAUUCUUCGGAUUGGAUACAUGUCUUCAUACAUUGCGCCCUUGGCUUUCGUUGUUUCCAUCUCCUUGGGCAAAGAGGCCCUGGACGACAUUGCUCGCCGGAGACGAGAUGCGGAAGCCAACGCCGAAGAAUUUACCGUGAUGUCUCUUGAGAGAUCAAACGUGAUGGAGAUGACCAAAAAGUCCCGAGAUUUGAAAGUCGGAGAUGUUCUCAAGGUUCGGAAGAACCAGCGUUUACCUGCCGAUGUGGUGAUACUCAAGAGUGUUUCCAAUGAUUCCGGCUCAAGCCGACAGAAUUCCUUUGAAGAGGAGACUUCUGCGGAAGUGACCGAUCUCCUUGAGCCAGGACAGGGCUCGUCGGGGCCUGCAGCGGAAGCCGCAUCUAGUCCCGACUCGGCGAUUGCUGCAGAUACUUCAUCUGCCAGUGAUACCUUCAUUCGGACGGAUCAGCUGGAUGGCGAAACAGACUGGAAACUCCGUCUCCCUUCUGCAUUAUCCCAAGCGCUUCCCUUUGGCGAUUUCGCCAGGCUUAAGGUCACUGCAAGCCCUCCAAACAAGAGAGUAAAUGAGUUUAUGGGCACCAUCGAGCUGGGCCCUCCAACUGGCUUCUACGAUACCCAUGUUGAUAAGUCUGUUCCGCAGUCACGCAAUGUCGCGCCUCAAGGAGAUGAGAGCGAAACUAACUCGGCGCCACUAACCAUUGACAACACCGCAUGGGCCAAUACCGUUCUUGCCUCCAAUACCGUCACAUAUGCCGCUAUCAUCUAUACUGGCUCGCAGACACGUGCCGCUCUUUCGACGUCUCCUUCUCGAUCUAAAGUGGGCUUGCUGGAAUAUGAAAUCAACAAUCUCACUAAAAUAUUGUGCAUUGUGACACUAGCCUUGUCAAUUGUGCUUGUGGCUUUGGAAGGGUUUGAGCCAACGAACGAUAAGAAGUGGUACGUCGCGAUUAUGAUCUACCUCAUUCUAUUCUCCACGAUCAUUCCGAUGAGUCUUCGAGUCAACCUCGACAUGGCCAAGUCUGUUUAUGGCCGUUUUAUUCAACGAGACAAGGACAUCCCAGGCACUGUGGUCCGGACAAGCACUAUCCCGGAAGAUCUGGGAAGAAUUGAAUAUCUUCUUUCCGAUAAAACCGGGACUUUGACUCAGAAUGAGAUGGAAUUGAAGAAGAUCCACGUUGGCACAGUCUCAUAUGCCAACGAAGCAAUGGAUGAGGUCGCAUCAUUCAUUCGUCAAGGUUUUGCUGGCAAUUUCUUGACGACUCCAUCGACUGUAUUUGGAACCCAGGCAGGCCAGGGCACAGCCCCACGCACCAGGAGAGAAAUUGGCUCUCGUGUCCGCGACAUCAUUCUGGCUCUCGGGCUUUGCCACAAUGUUACGCCAACUACAGAGCAAGAGGACGGUCGGAAAAUCACUGCCUACCAAGCAUCGUCUCCAGAUGAGAUUGCCAUCGUCCGAUACACGGAAGAAGUUGGAUUGAAGCUGUCGUAUCGCGAUCGCCAAAACGUUGUGCUCGAAUCCACCGACUCCAAACAGGUUGUUGUUCGCGUGCGCAUUCUCGACAUCUUCCCAUUUACCUCCGACAGCAAGCGAAUGGGCAUUAUUGUCCAGUUCCAGCAGGACGACAAUGCUCUUGAAACCGGAAACAAGGCUGAGCCUGAGAUCUGGUUCUAUCAAAAGGGUGCAGACACCGUCAUGUCAUCGAUAGUGGCGGCAAAUGAUUGGCUCGACGAGGAGACUGCAAACAUGGCACGCGAGGGUCUGCGAACUCUGGUGGUUGGUCGCAAGCGACUUUCUCUGUCUCAAUACCAGGAAUUUUCCUCCAGGUUUAAGCAGGCCUCUAUGUCAUUCCAGGGACGAGACAUCGACAUGGCCAAGGUAGUGAGCGAAUAUCUUGAGCGGGAUCUGGAACUCCUCGGAGUGACGGGUGUCGAGGAUCGUUUGCAACGGGAUGUCAAGUCGUCUCUGGAGCUGAUGCGCAAUGCAGGCAUCAAAAUUUGGAUGUUGACCGGUGACAAGGUAGAGACAGCACGAUGUGUUGCCAUUUCUGCCAAGCUGGUUGCCCGAGGGCAGUACAUCCACACCGUUCAGAAAUGUAAAGACAAACAGACUGCCCAGGAAACUUUGGACUUCUUGCGCAACAAGACAGACUGUUGCCUGCUGAUCGAUGGCGAAUCAUUGAACUUGAUGCUUGGCCAUUUCCGGUCUGCCUUCAUCUCCGUUGCUGUGCUUCUCCCGGCUGUCAUUGCGUGUCGAUGCUCCCCAACCCAGAAGGCGGAAAUUGCCGACUUGAUUCGUCAGCAUACGAAAAAGCGCGUCUGCUGCAUUGGCGACGGUGGCAACGACGUGUCUAUGAUUCAAGCCGCCGAUGUCGGCAUUGGCAUUGUGGGCAAAGAAGGCAAGCAAGCCUCCCUGGCAGCAGACUUCAGUAUCACCCAGUUCCACCAUCUCACCAAGCUCCUGGUCUGGCACGGCCGCAACUCGUACAAGCGGUCUGCCAAACUGGCACAAUUCAUCAUGCAUCGAGGUCUGAUCAUCAGUGUGUGUCAGACUAUGUACAGCAUUGCCGGCCACUUCGACCCUAAAGGCCUUUUUAUCAACUGGCUCAUGAUCGGAUAUGCCACCGUCUACACCAAUGCACCUGUCUUCUCCCUCGUCUUCGACCGAGACGUGGAUGAGCGCCUUGCCAAUUUGUACCCGGAGUUGUACAAGGAACUCAAGACAGGAAAGAGUCUGAGUUACCGUUCAUUCUUCACUUGGGUGCUCAUCUCGAUCUAUCAAGGAGCCGUCAUCCAAGGUCUGUCACAAAUUCUACUGAACACCAUCACUGGUCCCCGUCUGAUCAGCGUGUCCUUCACUGCCCUCGUUUUGAACGAACUGGGAAUGGUUGCAAUCGCAAUCACCACUUGGCAUCCAGUGAUGAUCUUCUGUCUCAUCGGCACUCUCCUCCUGUAUGCUAGCAGUGUCCCCUUCCUCGGCGACUACUUUAACCUCCGCUAUGUCAUUACCCUCGACUGGCUCUGGCGUGUCGCUGCCGUGCUGGUCGUUUCUCUGGUCCCUGUCUGGGCUGGUAAACUGAUCAAGCAGUCGUGGAGUCCUCCGAGCUACCGCAAGGUGCGCGGUUGA
Penicillium cinerascens is the source of this 3783-nucleotide messenger RNA. RefSeq names its product aminophospholipid-translocating P4-type ATPase NEO1. Gene Ontology annotation, cellular component: endosome; trans-Golgi network; plasma membrane. The record is from RefSeq and is a predicted model, not a curated record. The transcript has a single exon. Gene Ontology annotation, molecular function: ATP hydrolysis activity; ATP binding; ATPase-coupled intramembrane lipid carrier activity. Bases 1 to 3783 code for a protein of 1260 amino acids. Gene Ontology annotation, biological process: phospholipid translocation; retrograde vesicle-mediated transport, Golgi to endoplasmic reticulum; endocytosis. NCBI's taxonomy places the organism in Eukaryota, Fungi, Ascomycota, Eurotiomycetes, Eurotiales, Aspergillaceae.